UCCCCGUUGUUUCUUCAUCGGCCGGAUCACGUACAACCUCGCUCACUUUCCCGCAAAAAUGGCAUGGCGCUCUGGAUCUCUUUGCCGCUCGUUGAUGUCCACAGCUAGGGCUUCGCUUCGCCCUGCUGCUCCAUCGUCUCUUCCCCGCCGUUGCCCGCAGCCUUUGGCCGCCCCUCGCCUCCAGGCCCGCCGGUUUUCCUUAUCCGCUUCCAGGAAUUUGGGAGAAUUGGGAUGCACACAAUCUCUCAUCCCGCUACAUAAUUCGAUGUCUGCAACCUGUAUCUCAUCACACUUCGCUGUCAGCGCUCGUGCUUGUUGCGAGUUGUCCAAUGGUACCUUCCGUCGUUCUUGUCAAGAUCGCUAGUAGUCUCUUUGUGAUCCUGAUUCCUGAGUUACCUGAGAGUGCUGUUAGAUUGGCAUAAGCUGCAUUCAAGCAGAUCAAGGGUUGUUAAAGAGGGUAGUAUUGAAGAAUCUGUGCAAAGACACUCAUCUGUUACGCUAUUACUGACUCGGGGGAGGGUGGAUUUCCUUCCAAAUUUCAAUAGUUUUCAAGCGGAUUAAUCUAUGCAUUAUAUUUUUGUAUGGUUUUGGGUAACUGCUGUAUUUUUGUUUCAUUAUAUUAUUAGAAAUAAAUUUAAUCCGUCAUCGCUUGCUCUCUAGGAACUUGUACGUUGUAAAAGCUCUUGGGCAUGAAAUGGGGAUCGACAGAAUUCAGAGUGGUGUUAGCUGACC
Molecule: messenger RNA, 732 nt
Organism: Neltuma alba
Lineage: Eukaryota; Viridiplantae; Streptophyta; Magnoliopsida; Fabales; Fabaceae
Exons: 4
Coding region: 59-364 (101 amino acids)
Source: RefSeq, a predicted model, not a curated record